This is a messenger RNA of Cryptomeria japonica (Japanese cedar), 907 nucleotides long. RefSeq names its product glutathione S-transferase F10. Gene Ontology annotation, molecular function: glutathione binding; glutathione transferase activity. The record is from RefSeq and is a predicted model, not a curated record. The transcript has 3 exons. Gene Ontology annotation, cellular component: cytoplasm. Lineage: Eukaryota; Viridiplantae; Streptophyta; Pinopsida; Cupressales; Cupressaceae. Bases 201 to 851 code for a protein of 216 amino acids.
UGUUUUUUGUGGGUUGUUGUGAGUGUUUUAUAUCAAUUUUAAAUUAUUUUAGUAAUUUACUAAUAUUGAAAGUGGAGUAUAAAUUGUUAUCUCUUCCAUUGAAAAUUUAAGACAGAGAUAUCUGUUCCAUUACAAUCAUUUCCUCUUCUCUUAUAUGACAUUGUGUUUUGGGUUAGUUUCUCAAUUGAAGAUUUGAAAAGAUGGGUGUGAAGUUAUAUGGACCACCCUGGACAUCAGGCACCAGAAGAGUGCUUGCAUGCUUCUUAGAGAAAAACAUUGAUUUUGAGCUUGUAAUGCUGGAUAUGUUUGCAGGAGAGCACAAAAAACCAGAGUCUUUGGCCUUGCAACCAUUUGGAAAGGUUCCUGUGGUUCAGGAUGGAGAUCUCACUCUAUUUGAGUCAACGGCUAUCAUGAGAUACUAUGCAGAGAAAUAUCCAGGACAGGGUACUCGUCUGCUAGGCAAGUCUUUGGAGGAGAGAGCAUUGAUUGAACAAUGGCUUGAAGUUGAAGGACAAAACUUUGAUCCUCAUGCUCUUGCAUUAGUUCAUCAGUUAGUCUUAGCCCCAAGGCUUAAUAGGCCUCAGGACAAGGCAAUCAUUGAGAGCAGUGCCCAAAAGUUGGGUGAAGUAUUAGAUGUGUAUGAAAAGAGGCUGUCAGAGAGUAAGUACUUGGCAGGGGACUUUUACAGCCUUGCUGACCUGGCACAUCUUCCUCAUACUGAAUCUAUAGUGAAUGAUACUCAUAUGGCAUAUCUGAUUAGGAAUAGGAAACAUGUGAAUGCAUGGUGGGAGGAUAUAUCUUCCAGACCUGCAUGGAAGAAGGUUUUGGCUAUGAAGUCAGGCAUUGAAUAGCUGAGCUUUCAAAAUUAACAAAUCCUCUCAAUCUGUUUUUUUUCUGAUUUUUGAAA